AUGAAGUUUGUUAUAACUGGCUUUGGACCAUUCCCUGGAGUUCCAGAGAACCCCGCAGCAAUCGUAGCAGAAAAGACUGCUAAUAUUCUCAAAUCAAAAGGAUAUUAUGUUGAGUUUCAUUCAUUAAAAGUUUCAAUUGAUGGAUGCAAUUCAUUUUACGAAAAACUAACAGGAAAAGAUAUAUUUGUUUUGCACAUUGGUGUAUACACUGAACUGAAAAAGCCAGAGAUUGAACUUGUCGGACAAAAUAUUGCUAACUUCGGGGUUCCAGAUGCAGAUGGAAACGUGCUCCAUAACCAGAAAAUAGAUAAAAAUCUCAAACUCGGAGAGAAAAUUCAAAAUCCAGUAGAUUUUCAAAAAUUAAUUCCAAAUGAAGUUGAUUUCGGAUAUUCUCGUGAUGCAGGACAAUACAUUUGCAACUAUAUUUACUUCUUAGCAUUACAAAACAUUAAUAAAAAGACAAAAGGAGCAGUUUUUGUUCAUAUUCCAGCUUUCAGUUCAUAUCCGGAAGAAACAUGUGUUUCUAACAUGGUUAAAUUCUCUGAAGGAAUCAUUAAUAAUUGCAAUACUUUUGGAAUUAAAAAAUGA
This is a messenger RNA of Trichomonas vaginalis G3, 588 nucleotides long. RefSeq names its product Clan CF, family C15, pyroglutamyl peptidase I-like cysteine peptidase. The record is from RefSeq and is a predicted model, not a curated record. The coding region runs from base 1 to 588 and encodes 195 amino acids. NCBI's taxonomy places the organism in Eukaryota, Parabasalia, Trichomonadida, Trichomonadidae. Gene Ontology annotation, cellular component: cytosol. The transcript has a single exon. Gene Ontology annotation, molecular function: pyroglutamyl-peptidase activity. Gene Ontology annotation, biological process: proteolysis.